UGAUUCCCAAAUCAUGGCUGCUUGGGCAUGGUAAUCUGAGUGAUCUAUAUUUGAAAAACUGGGAAGGCCAGGUUUGGUGACAUCUCUUUUAAAUAACAUGGAACAGCUACAUAAGGAUUUCUGUCACUCUUCUGUGAACUCUUCAAACAACCCAACCUACUUAGUGUCAAGUUACUCUUCUUCAGGAAAGAGACAGAACCUUGCCUGUUUCCUCACAAACCCACACUAUGGCAGCCUGAUUAAUGCAGAUGGUCACGGUGAAGUGUGGACAGACUGGAAUAAUAUGUCCAAGUUUUCUCAGUAUGGAUGGAGAUGCACCACUAAUGAGAAUUCCUAUUCGAACCGUACCCUAAUGGGCAACUGGAACCAAGAAAGAUAUGACCUAAGGAAUAUUGUGCAGCCCAAACCCUUGCCUUCCCAGUUUGGGCACUACUUUGAAACAACAUAUGAUGCAAGUUACAACAACAAAAUGCCAAUUUCAACCCAUAGAUUUAAGCGAGAGCCUCACUGGUUCCCAGGACAUCAACCAGAACUGGAUCCUUCUCAAAACAAAUGCACAGAAAAGUCAACUUAUAUGACUAGCUAUUCAAAACCUCAAAUUGAGCAUCACCCUGCUUGUGUAUGGGAUCCUAAUAUUGACCAAUUUCGGGGACCAGGAUUCUAAGAAAGAAUAAGAAGCUUAAUUUUUCCAGAGUAGAAUGUAUUAGGGAGCACAUUCUAAGCAUAACUAAAAAUUUAGCUCACUGUAACACAUUUAACUGUCUGAAUAAAUGAAGCAAAAAACAC
Microcebus murinus (gray mouse lemur) is the source of this 786-nucleotide messenger RNA. It is a transcript of the gene CFAP68, whose product is annotated as cilia and flagella associated protein 68. Gene Ontology annotation, biological process: flagellated sperm motility. The record is from RefSeq and is a predicted model, not a curated record. Gene Ontology annotation, cellular component: nucleus. NCBI's taxonomy places the organism in Eukaryota, Metazoa, Chordata, Mammalia, Primates, Cheirogaleidae.